Messenger RNA from Colletotrichum paranaense, 1002 nucleotides. RefSeq lists its product as uncharacterized. Bases 1 to 1002 code for a protein of 333 amino acids. Lineage: Eukaryota; Fungi; Ascomycota; Sordariomycetes; Glomerellales; Glomerellaceae. The record is from RefSeq and is a predicted model, not a curated record. The transcript has 3 exons.
AUGUCGCUAAAUGCACACGACGAACAGGCGAUGUCCGCUGUCACGCGCACGAGGAGUAAGCCUCAAGUGACCAAGCAACCCAAGUAUACCAUUGCAGAGUGGGAUGCAAAAAAAGAGAUCAUCAUUUCUCUUUAUAUUCUUGGAAACUGGCCGUUGAGAAACUAUCUCAUGGGCCUCUUCGAUCAGAGCCGUCCAGGAGAGACUUCAUCUGGAUGGGAAGUGAACUCAUCUGGUUUGACGCCCCCACAGGGUCAUGAGGACAACUCGACAGAAUGGAAAGCGAUUGCCGAUCAAUGCCAUGGCGCUUCAACUUUGAUCAGUCAGGGAAAUGGCACACAGAAGAAGUGCCAAACAACUCUUCUGAACAUUUUCAAAAGCAUCGACCAGCUUGCACAACAGGAGGAUCCCUGGAUGUUGAUCUACCUAUGGAGGAUUAUACUAUACUUGCGAGGAAUUUCAUACCGUAUCGAGAAUAAGAAAGUGGGCAUUCCAUCCACACGUCUAAGACCUCAAAACGAUCAUCUGGUCCGCCAUGUAAUUUCCAGCUUAGCAGGACUCUUCAUCAUUCGCAAAGGAUCCAGUAUGAUGGUAGACUGUCUCAACUCGUUACGCGUCUUCUCGCUCGAUAGAAUGCAGCUAGCUAAUGAACGGGUCUUUAAGUUCUGCACGGACUCAUUUCCAAAGCUACCCGGCGGAUCGCAUCCAGUGGUUCUCAUCAUGGUCGCUCGAUUUUUGAGAUACUGGCCCGCAGCGCUUGCUGAUAAUGUAUUGCCGAAUUACGGGACCCUCGUGGCCCGCUCCGGAACUGAGUUUGGGUCUUCUGAUGAGCGUACAAUUUUCUUUCUGACUGAGUACAUCUGGCUUCUGACCUUUGUCAGAGAUCUGAGGAACUGGGGCCUGUUCCACAACGGGGGCUUAGGGGGGGGGGGGACAUAUGGUUUCGUGCUUGCCUCCAAGCUACUGGCGAGGAUUGACAAGGAGAAGGGAAACAUUGACCUCUAG